Messenger RNA from Rhodamnia argentea, 2823 nucleotides. Its product is annotated as RAP domain-containing protein, chloroplastic. The transcript is spliced from 4 exons. Gene Ontology annotation, molecular function: RNA binding. Gene Ontology annotation, cellular component: ribonucleoprotein granule; mitochondrial matrix; chloroplast. The record is from RefSeq and is a predicted model, not a curated record. Lineage: Eukaryota; Viridiplantae; Streptophyta; Magnoliopsida; Myrtales; Myrtaceae. The coding region runs from base 206 to 2188 and encodes 660 amino acids. Gene Ontology annotation, biological process: regulation of mitochondrial mRNA stability; chloroplast rRNA processing; mitochondrial RNA processing.
UGCCACCUCAACCUCAUCCCUGGUUUCAUCAUCGUUCUCGAAGUGAAGAGCUGGGCUGCUUGCUAGCUUGCUUUCGGAGCCUCCUCCUUCUUCUUCAUUGCUGCUGGUCUCAACCUCGUUUUCUGCGGUUGAGAAUUGGACCGAUCUUUUCCUUUUCCGUAAGUUCCUCGUUCUUCCUCUUUCGCAUUCGCAGAAGCUUAAGGUAAUGGAGGGGUUAUGUAACCCCACCCUCCCUCACCAGCUGUUGUCAAGACCCUUCACUUUUAGCCCAACAAAAUCAUUUCUUGCUCUACCCUUCUCGAAUUUGAACUUGAGAAGUCGGGUUCUGCACCAGAAACCCGAGACCGGUCCCCUUUCAAGAAACUGCUCGUGUUUGAGCGUGAGUAGAGAUGAUAAGGAUAGUAUUGCUACCUCCACUGAUGUUAAAGACGACUGGGAACUGGAAUUUCUUGGUGAGAUUGACCCUUUGGGCUUUCAAUCCCCUAAAAAGAGGAAGAAACAGGACGAGUCUAAGCUUUUGCGGGACACUGAUACAAUGGAGUGGUGUGCGAGGGCUAGAAAGAUUGCUCUUAAGGGGAUUGAGGCUCGGGGACUUUCUCGUACUAUGGAAGAUUUGGUUUCCAUUAAGAAGAAGAAGAAGAAGAAGAGAAACAGCAGUGAGAAGCUCCGGAAUAAGUCGAAAACCAAUAAAGAGGACGUGAUUGACCGCGAUGGAGAAUGGGACUCGGAUGUGGAAUUGGAAGACAUCGGGGAUCUGGAAAAUGAUGGCAUUGAUGACUUGAGGAAGACCGUGAGUACAAUGGCCGGUGGGAUGUUCCAGGAGAAGAAGGGGAAAACAAUGGCACAGUUUGUCCAGAGGCUAUCUCAAUUCUCGGAAGCAUCGUCGGACCGCAGGAAAGAAGUUAACUUGAACAGAGAAAUCGUAGAAGCACAGACUGCUGAAGAAGUUCUUGAGAUCACCGCUGAGAUGAUCAUGGCGGUCGGGAAAGGCUUGAGCCCUUCCCCUCUGUCCCCCUUGAACCUUGCUACUGCACUACAUAGAAUCGCCAAGAAUAUGGAGAAAGUCUCAAUGAUGAGCAACCGCAGGUUAGCCUUCGCCCGGCAGCGGGAGAUGUCGAUGCUUGUGGGUCUUGCAAUGAUGGCCUUACCAGAAUGCUCGGCUCAAGGUAUAUCAAAUAUUUUGUGGGCAUUAUCUAAAAUUGGAGGGGAAUUGCUUUACAUUUCAGAAAUGGAUAGGAUAGCAGAGGUGGCCUUGGCCAAGGUGGGGGACUUCAAUUCUCAGAAUGUAGCAAAUAUUGCUGGCGCUUUUGCUUCGAUGCGACAUUCUGCUCCUGAUCUCUUUCCAGAAUUGUCUAAGAGAGCAUCCGGUAUUAUUCACACUUUUCAGGGGCAGGAGCUUGCUCAGCUGCUGUGGGCCUUUGCUUCUUUGAAUGAACCUGCUGAUCCUUUGCUGGAAUCUCUGGACAAUGUCUUUAGGAAUGCCAACCAAUUGAAGUGCUGCUCUCGCGAAGAAGUCGGUAAGAAUAAUGAAAUUAUCGGCAAGGGAGGCGUAUCGGAUCUUGAGCUAGAUGGAAUGCUGGAGUCUCCUAAUCUGAACCUAAGUAGAGAUCAGCUGGGUAACAUAGCUUGGUCCUAUGCAGUUCUUGGACAGCUGGAUCGUAUAUUCUUUUCCCACAUUUGGAAAACUUUGGGCUACUUCGAGGAGCAGAGAAUGUCAGAACAAUUCAGGGAAGAUAUCAUGUUUGCUUCUCAGGUUCACCUUGUGAAUCAGUGCUUAAGGCUGGAGUACCCACAUCUUUGUUUGUUCCUUCCUGGUGAUCUCGAGGAGAAAGUUGGUCGAGCAGGAAAAACUAAAAGGUUUAAUCAGAAAGUUACCUCGUCAUUUCAGAAAGAAGUUGCACGUCUCCUGGUAAGCACUGGCCUUGAUUGGGUUAGAGAAUAUGUCAUUGAUGGAUACACAUUGGAUGCUGUGUUGGUUGAUAAGAAAGUAGCACUGGAGAUUGAUGGACCAACCCAUUUCUCAAGAAAUAGCGGAGUGCCCUUGGGACAUACAAUGCUUAAGCGCCGGUAUAUUGCUGCAGCUGGUUGGAAUCUUGUUUCGUUGUCUUAUCAAGAGUGGGAGGAACUUCGGGGUGAUUUCGAGCAGCUAGACUUCCUGAGAGGACUUCUUGAAGAUCAUAUACAUUGAGCUGAAAUCACGCUGUGUAGGCGUCGCUGUCAAGCAUUGGAUGUGCAGAGCUGUCUGAAGAAAAGGUAUCAGGAGCAUCAUUAUUGCCUUGACAUUCAGCCAAAAGAUUUUGGCUCUGCUCCACGAGACAUGAUUAGGGGGAGAGGGACCAGUUAUGCAAUUUGAAGCAAUCCUGUCAACAAGCAAGAACGAACUGCCUAUCUUAAGAAGAACAGACAUCACAUGUUUAUGACAAUAACAGGAUAUGUUGACCUAUUGUCUUCCAUCCGACUCUCCUUAUUUUCAGCAGAGAUGUGAAAUGCUAUCUUCACAUCCUACGUCAGUAGUAGACAAGGUAGUCCUGAGAUCAGAUAAAUAGUUUCAGUUUCACCUGUACAUGUCUGAGUGCUGUAUCGAUAACUGGCUGAUGUCCUACCAUCUGCAUAGGUUGCCUAAUGGGAUAUGUUAUGCUUGAGGGACAGAUAAGGCAUCGGCGGGCUGAGCCCAAAGAAAUGUCCUUUUAAUAGCAGUGGUUUACCUGAAGAAUAGAGUAGCUGGGCAUUUUCAGUUCAUCGUUCAGAACUUAAUAUUGUUGAAGGCAUCAGUUUAUAUUAGCAUCUGAACAUUUGUUUUGCUGGGAGUUUUUUAUCUUUGUA